AUGGAUCAUGAAGCCAGUGCACGGAAUCUCUUGGAGCACAUUCUACUUGAUGAAAGUGAAGAUCCUACAAGCUUUCCUAUAUGGCUUCUAGAAUCCAUCACGGAUAAUUUCUCUAAUGAUCACAAAAUUGGCAGUGGUGGGUUUGCCGAUGUUUACAAGGGCCUACUUAAAAAUGGUAUAGUAGCUGUGAAGAAGCUCAAGCUAUCAGAAAUGGUUGAUGUGCAUGAGACGAAGUUUAUCCAAGAAGUUAAUAGUCUGAUGAAGGUACUUGAAAGUUGGAGUAAUAGGUUCAAAACAUCGGAUGGAGGCACAUGGCUGGAACAUGUAAGAGUGUGCGCUGAGAUAGGCUUGGAUUGCGUGGACUCUGACCCAGCAAAGAGACCAAUGACCAGGCAUAUAAUUGAAAGGCUUGCCGAAUUGGAACGCACAUGUGGUUUUAUUGAAAUUGACCACUCAGUAGCGCAACUUCUCAAAGACAAGUCGAUAAAGGAAGGCUCCAAUUCAAGCUCAAAUAUUAGCGGCCUUUCCAUGGACUGUUAUCCUCAAAGUCGUCCUGUCACCCAGCAAUCUGAAGGAACUGUGUUCAAUCGCAAAUUGUACAUGCACCAGAUCUUUGACGGACCAGACUAUAACCAUGUAAAUAUUGCAAAUCUAGGGCAACCUCAGAUGUUUGGUUGCACAAAUGUCCAUGACUAUCCCAUAUAUGAUAGUCUUCACCCCAACGCAAAGAUUGUUGCACGUGCACAAGGUCUGCAUACUGAAACUUGUCUGGACUAUGAUAACUGGUUCCACUGGAGCAGGCUAGUGUUCUGCGAUGAAAGUUUUGAGGGGUCAAGUUUUAUCGCAAUAGGAGAUCAAAAUAAGAUAACAGGAGAAUGGGCUAUUGUCGGUGGGACAGGAGUAUUUGCUUUUGCAAAAGGAACAAUCACAAUCUGUAGAGUACAAGAUAGUGGAUCCUCGAACAUAAAGGAGAUCUGUAUCCGUGCAUUGGGCUUCACAGGACAGGCCACUCCAAUUGAGAUUAAGUCUUUCAAGGACAAUAUGAUAAAUGUUGAUUCCAAAGCAACCUCCAAUGCAUGCAGCCCUUCGAUGGCUAGUCCAAAGAGUGGUCCUCUAACCCCACAGUCCCAGGCAACUGAGUACAUUCGCACAUGGUACAUGCACCAGAUCAUCACUGGGCCAGACUAUAACCAAGUACCUAUAGCAAAUCCAGAGAAGCCUGAGAUGUUUGGUUAUACCAAUGUGCAUGACUACCCCAUAUAUGAUAGUCUUGGCCCCGGCAAGAAGAUAGUUGCACGUGCACAAGGUCUGCAUUCCAAGACUAGUAUGAACAAUGGUGGCAGCUGGCUCCACUGGAGCAAAGUAGUCUUUGACUAUGAAAGAUUCCAGGGGUCAAGCUUUAAUGCAAUAGGAAAUCAAGAAGGCGAAUGGGCUAUCGUUGGAGGGACCGGAGAGUUUGCUUUUGUGCAGGGUACCGUUACCACACAUAGAGUACGAGAAAGUUGGCCCUCAAACAUCAAGGAGAUUCGUAUCCAUGCAUUCUGCUACCCACCGACCACACCAGUUGAGACUAAUAAUAAGACUUUCGAGGACGGGAUGACAAUCAUUGGUUCCAAUGCAAUCUCAAAUGUGUCCAGCCCUAUGGCCAAUACUAAUCCACAGAGUGCUCCUGUAACCGCACAGUCCUUGAGAAAGUAUAAUCGCAUACUGUAUAUGCACCAGAUCAUCAGUGGGCCAGACUAUAACCAAGUAAAUAUAGCAAAUCCAGGGCAGCCUGAGGCGUUUGCUUACACCAAUGUGCAUGACUACCCCUUAUACGAUAGUCUUGGCCCUGGUAAAAAGCUAGUUGCACAUGCACAAGGCCUGCAUACCAAGACUAGUAUGAGCUAUGAUGGCUGGUUCCACUGGAGCAGCAUAGUGUUUACUGAUGAAAGAUUCCAGGGCUCCAGUCUUAAAACAAUAGGAAAUCAAGAAGGCGACUGGGCUAUUAUGGGUGGGACAGGAGUGUUUACUUUCGCGCAGGGUACCGUCACCACCUGUAGGAUACAAGACACUGGGUUCUCAAACAUCAAGGAGAUUCGUAUUGAUGCACUAUGUUGCACACCAGUUAAUGGAGUACUUCCCUAA
Messenger RNA from Miscanthus lutarioriparius, 2127 nucleotides. The record is from the annotation of a GenBank genome assembly. NCBI's taxonomy places the organism in Eukaryota, Viridiplantae, Streptophyta, Magnoliopsida, Poales, Poaceae.